AUGAAACAUGAUUUUACCGAAGUGCUUAAAAAUCCAUUAUUUGCGUAUUAUAAUAUGUUCGACCCUGAAAACAUAGCACAUUUUGCGGCUAUUGCUCCAUCUCCAUCAAAAGACUUUUAUCAUCUGCUAAUUACCGCAACUAAAUUCAAAUUGAGAUGGUGGAAAAUUACAUCAAGAAAUGAUGGGGCAAAAUUUCAUCCAGGUGAAAGGAUAGCAACUUAUGAGGAAUUUGAACAAGAUGGUCGUAUGCAAAGUGAAAUAUUUCGAGUUAUGGGCCAAAAAACAUUAGACUACUGUCUAAACAUAUGCGUUGGGAACUUGGAUUAUCUAGUUAGAAUACCGAAUGAAAUUUUGGUAAAAAUAAUUUUUUAUCUAAACUUGGAAGAUGUGAUUAAUUUAGGAACUACAUCAAAAUAUCUUAAUCAAAUUUGUAAUGAUGAUUCAUUAUGGCGUGAAAUCUACUUCCAUACCACGUUAAAUCAAUCAAGUAAACCUAUUGAAGAGUUAGCAAAGUUAUUUGGAUGGAAAAAGUUACUAUUUACAAGCAAAUUACACCUACAGAUGCAGUUACGUCGUUUAACCUUGGAAGAAAGUGGUCACAAUGAAAGUGCACGAAUGAGUAUUUCAUAUGAUCGUGGAUCGUAUUUAGAUAAUUAAAAAAUAUCCUAAUAAAUAGAAAGAAGCCUUAGCACAAGAAUAUUCAUUCAUUGAAUAAGAAAACUGUAUCGUAAUGAAUAUUCAGUCAAAUUGGUUCACACAUGAAUAUCAUUGGUGGAAAG
This is a messenger RNA of Schistosoma turkestanicum, 779 nucleotides long. The record is from the annotation of a GenBank genome assembly. Lineage: Eukaryota; Metazoa; Platyhelminthes; Trematoda; Strigeidida; Schistosomatidae.